UGGAGUAUAGGCCAUGUGGUUUGGGCCUUCCAUUGGAGCGUUACAGAAGUGCUCCUCCCGAGGUCUUGUCCUUGACAAAGAAAUGAGUGUCAGUUAGAAGAAAAUAACAUUGAUUAUCCACACAAAACUUAUUGAUAGAAAGCAAGUUAAUCAUGGCAUUAGGACAGUGCAACACAUCUUGAAAGGAGAAUUGUUUUUGUGGAGUUUGUAGAGAAAAGGAGCCAAUAUUGGAGAUGGGAAGGCCAGAUCCGUUACCUACAGCCACCAAAUCUUUACCAGUAUAUGUUUCCUGCAAAGACAAAUUAGCAAUGUCAUUAGUAAUGUGCUGAUUUGCGCCUGAGUCUGCAUACCACAAGGUCUCCUCUUCAUGGACAGUGUUGCUUUGAGCAACCAUGGCAGCAAGUUGUGUUGGCGGAUGUCGUCCUUGAUAACUGUAGUCCAUAUGAUGAUAAGAAUCCAAGGCUUGGUGGUUUGUCUUUCCACAAAUUUGACAUGGAGUGUGAUUAUAGGAGUUGUCAUUGGACAUAAAGUUUGAAGAGGAUCCAUUAGGCUUGAUAGGUUGUUGUUGUGGCUUAGAAUAAGGUGGCUUGUGCUGGCCUUGCCAUGGUCCCUUUUUGGGAGGGAAGUUUGAAGGAAAAUUCGACUUGUAGCGAAAUUGACUGUAGUUGACUUCCUUGGUUGUGAUUCUUUCCAGCAAGCAUUGCAAAAGUUGGUUGCUCCGUGGCCUUUAUUUGGCUUUCAAUCAUAAGUUCAUAAGACAAUAAUUCUGAUUGGAAAUAAUUAAAACUCAUGGGACCAUAAUGUAAGGCAAAAGAGAUGGAAGUGACAAAAGGAUUGAAAAUAGGAUUUAAUCCACUCAAAACAUAGGAAAUGAGAUCAUCCUCACCCAUUGGCUUGCCGACAACAAGAAGUUGAUCGGCGGUAGACUUAGCUGAGGCCAAAUAGUCGGUGCAAGUAGCACUCCCUUGUUGAAGAGUUUGUAGUUGGCGUUUGAGACAGUUGACAUGUGCUGGUGAGUGUGAUGCAUAUCUUUUGGCCAGUGAAUCCCAUACUUGUUUGGCCGAAGUUAUGCCAAAAACAGAGGGGAGGACCUUAUCGAUCAGUGUAGCAUUGAGCUAGCCCAAAACAAACUGGUCCUUCUUAUUCCAAAGAGUAUACUCAAGAUUGAUAGCCUUGGUUGGCUUUCCUUCAGAGUCACAAGCAAAUUGCUCAGGACAGGGCUCAGAACCAUCCACAAAUCCAAGCAAGUCAUUGCUGUGCAAAAUAGGUAGCAACUGGGAGACCCAAUUGAGAUAAUUUGUACCGUCCAUCUUAACCGAAACUAACUAAGAGAAGUUUGGUUGAGAGAAGGCCAAAGGAGCAGUUGAGUUAGCAGAAGCCAUUGAUGAAGAACAAAGGGAACAGGAACGUUGGAGGCGUGAGCUAUAGCGGCUCUGGUACCAUGAAAGAUUUUGUGAAAAGGGCACAGCAGCAACAAAAGUGAAAAUGGCACAAAAGGAGGCUCAGGGGGUUGCCGAGAAGAGAAAAGGAAGGAGAGGACCAGCUAGUGUUAUUGGUUCCAGUGCUGCUGGUUGCUUCUGUGCUUUUCUUUCAAUCUUUGGAGUAGGGGGAGAGGCAUUUUCUCAGGUUUGGAAACUCGGAUUUGUUGCCAGCUUUUGUACAAAGUUGAGUGAUACUGUCUCAAGUGAGAUAGGGAAGGCAUAUGGCAAAACAACGUAUUUAGUUACCACGCUUAAGGUAGUCCCAAGGGGAACAGAAGGGGCUGUGAGUGUCGAGGGAACCAUUGCUGGAUUUUUGGCAUCAUUUCUUCUUGCCUUUGGUAGCUGUGUCAUGGGUGAGCUAGGUGCAGCUGAAGCUAUAAUAUGCGUAAUAGCUUCCCAGAUUGCUAAUGUUGGGGAAAGCAUAAUAGGUGCUGCGCUUCAGGAGAAGGAAGGAUUUCAAUGGCUCAACAAUGAUGUCGUCAAUAUCAUCAAUAUAUCCAUGGGCAGCAUUAUAGCCGUCCUCAUGCAGCAGGUUGUUUUCCGAAACUGACAUGUAAAUUCACCUGACAUCAGUGAAUUGGUUAAGAUCAAGAAUUAAUGACCUCCAGAAAUGUAGCAGACAGGAUGCCAUUGACUUUCCUCAUUCUUAUUGUUUCCAUCUUCAUUUGAUUAAAAAAAACAACUUCAAGAAUAUGUAUACAUGAUUCCUACUGUUGAUGUGAUGUUAAUAUUGCUUCCAAUUUUUUGUAGACCUUGGUGCAACAUUCAUUGGAUCUUUCACCCCCCAAGCUGUAAUAGAACAUUUUUUUUUUUUUUUAUUUGGGAAAAUAUCAAUCCUCUUAUAGUUGUAAGAUUGCAAUCUAUCUUAUUUUUUUCUUCUCAUCUCCUGUUCAUUUCACCUUUUUGUUUGUUAUUGACAACAAUUUCAAUGUUAGGGACUCGGGGUACUCUA
This is a messenger RNA of Juglans regia (Persian walnut), 2433 nucleotides long. Its product is annotated as protein VTE6, chloroplastic. Gene Ontology annotation, cellular component: chloroplast inner membrane. The transcript is spliced from 5 exons. Lineage: Eukaryota; Viridiplantae; Streptophyta; Magnoliopsida; Fagales; Juglandaceae. Bases 1486 to 2031 code for a protein of 181 amino acids. The record is from RefSeq and is a predicted model, not a curated record.